AUGGAAGAAGUUGCGCCGCCAGAUUUUAGAGAAUUUGGGAACCAAGUUAUUGGUAAAUGGAAGCUAUUCAAUUCUACCGAACCUAUUCCGUAUUAUGUUGCGCUUGGAAUGGAUAAAUUUAUGGCGAAUAUCGUCACAAAAUUAGACUCAGUCAUGAAGAUCGAGUUAACUAGCGAAGGUUUUGUUCAAACCAGCACAGUGACGGGGCUUGCUGGCGCUUUUCUACCGGCAAGUAUGAAAACUCAUGUUGUCAAGCCGAUCUUUGGCGGAAAAGUCGAAAAUGUCUACAAUGGGAUUUCAAAGGACGAGGAGGACUGGCUUGCUACUGCGUUUCCCGAUCGCUGGGAGAUUUUUAUUACUCAUCAUGAUGUGAAGAACGAGAAUCAAGAGAGUAUGACGGAGCAUAUGACCAUGAGAAUUUCGACGGUAAUGGACGAAAAGUCGAAGAAAGAAGUCCGCCAGCUGAGCAUUCACCGUCUCUUGAACGACGCUCCUUCAACCGAAUGUACUUGCGUAACUUUCAUCCUCCACGGAGAAGACGAUACCCUCGGUAACUCCUUGCGCUACGUCAUAUCCACCUACAAGGAAGUCGAAGCUUGCCACUACACGCGUCCUCACCCGACUGAGGACAAGAUUCACUUCAGAAUUCAGACUUACGACGAUGUUCCCGCGCUGAUGAUGUUGCGACGAGGCUUUGAAGACUUGAAGCACUAUGCAGAGACGAUCCACGACAAGUUUGAGGAAGCAGAAAGAGCUUAUGGCAUUCAGAGUUGA
Molecule: messenger RNA, 774 nt
Organism: Oikopleura dioica
Lineage: Eukaryota; Metazoa; Chordata; Appendicularia; Copelata; Oikopleuridae
Source: the annotation of a GenBank genome assembly